Messenger RNA from Macrosiphum euphorbiae (potato aphid), 345 nucleotides. The record is from the annotation of a GenBank genome assembly. Lineage: Eukaryota; Metazoa; Arthropoda; Insecta; Hemiptera; Aphididae.
AUGUUGAUUUAUUUUCUAGGAAUCGCAUAUGAUAUAUCUUGUGGUUUUAAAAAACUACCUAUAUUUGGAGGAACGCCCGUGUUUGGAUCAAUAUUUAAACAAAACAAUUUAAAUUUUAAACUUAGUUCAGCAGCUCAACCACCAUUGACUGAAUGUGUGUCUCUGUCUACUGAAUACACUUAUUCAAACUUAAGAAACGCAGUUCAAAAAAAAAACACUGUCUUACCUACUCCUACUUAUAUUGGAUUUGGUCAAUAUCGAAAUCCCACCCAAUUUAAACCUCAAACCGAAAUAGAAAGGUUAAGUGCCAAUAGACCUCGUCGCCCUAAACGUCGUUGCCGAUGA